This is a messenger RNA of Lineus longissimus, 3143 nucleotides long. RefSeq lists its product as uncharacterized. The transcript has 3 exons. The record is from RefSeq and is a predicted model, not a curated record. NCBI's taxonomy places the organism in Eukaryota, Metazoa, Nemertea, Pilidiophora, Heteronemertea, Lineidae. Bases 1227 to 2267 code for a protein of 346 amino acids.
GUGAUUCAAGUGAGUGUAAGUUAAAUGCCGUUAUCUGUCCUAACUGAUCAUGUUCACCGUAAAGCUGGUCCUGUAGGUUUCUGCUGCUGGCCAAAAAUGUUCCUUCCCACGGCUGCUAGGCCUGGGCAUCUUUUAAUCAUGGUUAUCUUGGUAAGUAGCUCUUUCCAACUCCCAAUUUAUUAUGGGGAUGAUAUUUAGGUAGUGGCAGUGGCCAAUUAGGAGGCUAUGAAGAUGGUUCUCUACAGAUCAUUACUCGAAGUGAAGUGUUGAGUGCUUCAAAAUUGGUUUGAACGAAGACUACCAUUUCUUCCAAAAUCCAAAAUCACGAGGAUUAUUUCAUUUAACCAGCCUAAAACCACAUAAAAUAAACUAUGACGUAGCACAUAACGCUUUCGGCGUUGAAGAAUGGCUUAAUAUUUUGUCAAGAAUAAUAAAAAAAAUUUAUACUUCGAUCCAAUAACCUGAUAACAGUGAAAGGGAGAUAUGUGUGCACAACGUGUCUAAUCUGUAAGCAAAAGAGAUUAGAGGCCUACAAAAUUUAUGUAAAGUAGGCCUUAAAUACCUAUGUGUGUUAAGAAAAAAUUCACGUGCCGCUGUAAAAUAAUUUGUUUAACCACAAGGAAUGUGUUUCAGUCUAAAAAGCCUAUUAAAUGCCUGUAAGCAGUACAGAUAACGCACGUGUGCCUUGGUUACGUUGACCCUGGUACUUUUGGUAUAUACUUCAAGACUGGAUAACAGGCCUAAUUCGCAGUUUACCCGAGAAGGACACUAACGGGAAGGUCUUCGUUUUGACAAGAACAAAUUGAACAUAAGUGUAGGAUAUUCGUACAUGUAGAUUGCUCUAAACGUCUCAUGUUAACCUUUACAUCAAAUCAUUGACCAAUUCGUACGAGAAGGUUUAUAAACUUAGACAUCCAUGCCCUUUCGAAAGGAUACCCCAUGUCAUCGAGCAUAACUUACUGACAAGAGUGGAGUAUCGAAUGAGGAAUUCGUGAAGCGGAUGAACAGGACUAAAAGGAUGGUGGCUGUUGAUAUAAGGCUUAAAAUUCUAUUUCUUUGAUUCCUUGGAGCGUAUGGGCUAGAGGAUUUUCGAGUGAUAAAAAGGUUGAAUUUCUUCCGGAUGUGAACGUACUAUUACGCAUUAGGUUCGUUUGGCAUUGACAGAGAUGAGGAGAACAUAUAAUUACACACACAGGGGCCUGAAAGAGAUGUGUGUGUGACAUCAGAUGGAAAAGAUCUCUCUUCGAUUUGCCUGUCCAUUAGUUGAUACAGGACUACAUGUAAAUAGUAGGACCGGCAUGCUACACUCGAUGAACAUUAUGGACCCCGGAGAAAAAAGACGCCAACAACGACUGCGAGAUGUAAAACGAGGCGCGGAAUUCUUCAAGAAAGUCGAGACACUCGCAGACGUCUACUGGCGUGACCUUGACCCCACUUCACGUCUCGUGAACGUGAAAGGGCGCGGCCAGCGUCUUGCGCCGAUAAAUUGUGAUUCUAAUCAGAGUAGCUACAGCUCAUUGACGAUGACUGAGGAUUUAUCCACAUCACGUAUUAGUGAUUUAAAUCGUCGUGUGAGCAAGAGUCUCACGUCGUUGCCAUGUUUACCGAAAACUGUCACGUUUGCUCUGAAGCCGACGCCUACAGAGACACCGGAUGUUGACUCAAAACGUCUGCGCAAAAGCGACGGAUCGCCUUCUUGGUCGACAUAUCUUCUGGAUCGCCAGCCUCAUCAGAGACUGGACCAUCUUGUCGAAAUAGAUAGAAAGAUGCUGUCAACUCUCGCAGAAUCUCGCGAGAGUUUCUUCGAUGCGGAAGAAGAGGAAAUGGUUACAGAGAGCGAGAGGCGGAAGGUUAUCGAAAGUAUUCGCCGGUCCGACCGCAAGGAUUAUAUGAAACAACGACAUUACAACCACCGCUCGAAACUCUUGAAGGAAUUCGAACACCCUUUGAAAAGAGACAAUACGAUGCUAAUUCUAAACAGAGUGAACAAGUUGCUGGAGCCUGAUGUUAUUUCUAUUCACAGCGCGGAGGGUAGUUCCAGGUAUGAAUGGGACAGAGGUAGUUCGGCCGAUGUAGACGCACUUGAAGCCAUCUUGAGGGCGGAUGGGGUGACGGACGACCAGAAGGGUAGUGCGUCCCUGGUAGCAACGUCUUGGGAAGAUGUGCAGGACUUUGAGGAUUUCCUAAAGGCGCUCUGUGAGAACAGAAUGACACUGUCCGAGAAGUGUAACUGGUGGUUAAAUGACAAAUGUUUGAGUGCAUCGUGAAGGUUGAACCCCCUAUUAUUUCAAAGUGUACAAUUUUAUACAUGAAAACAAUAUGAUUGCGCACCUUCUUAUCUUAAGGAUCGACCAUAGGCACUACCGUUUUGGCAAGAACUUGAAAUCCUAAAGCUAUUAUCUUCAAAACGAAAUGAAUGCCGAUUUCAAGGGUGGGAAUCAGUUCUUUCGUUUCUGUCCAGGGUAAUCGCAUUUUAUGUUUUCGGCACUUUUGAUGGCGCGCUUCAUCAGUCUGACAAGUAUACUUGGGGUACAAAUUUUCAAAAACGAGACCACCCUCCCCACGUUUUAUGUAGCACUACCCCGAGUUGACGGAGCCGUAAUUUUGUAAUGUUUGCAAAAGGAUCGACCAUAGGCACUACCGUUUUGGCAAGAACUUGAAAAGAACUUGAAAUCCUAAAGCUAUUAUCUUCAAAACGAAAUGAAUGCCGAUAUCAAGGGUGGGAAUCAGUUCUUUCGUUUCUGUCCAGGGUAAUGGCAUUUUAUGUUUUUGGCACUUUUGAUGGUGCGCUUCAUCAGUCUGACGAGUAUACUUGGGGUACAAAUUUUCAAAAACGAGACCACCCUCCCCACGUUUUAUGUAGCACUACCCCGAGUGGACGGAGCCGUAAUUUUGUAAUGUUUGCAAAAGUUUCAGCUGGGUUCUUGGAAAUACGAUGUCCUCCACAUGCGGAUUCUGGGGCCGGCCGAUUUCUGAUAUAUUAGUGGUGAAUUAGUUAUACGAACAUCCCCUCUCCCAUUCGGGAGAAGAUGUGAACAAUUCAGUUCGGAAUGAAUUGCAACGAAAUGUGGUAAUAAGCAAUCUCUUUAUUUUCUACAUUUUUGUGAAUUUGAUAUGGAAUAAAUUACCAGUAGUUUACAUUA